AGGGAGCCAUUUAAGCGACCUGUGUUAUUUCCUUCACAUACAUAGAGAAUUUCCCAUAAAAACCAGUGCGUGAAUAACUUAUUUUCUCCACGGAUUGGAAGCCCACCGUUUGGAAAACUACUCAGAAGAGAUGAGGUAAAUUUUGCGCUAAAACUUACUUUUACAUUACAAGGAAAAGAGCAAGUUUUCUUCUUCUCCUUGAAUUUCGCCGAAAAUCAAGGGCUUUAUCUGAUACUUCGGGCAUGCAAGGUCAUUUCUCAUGAAAAGGUGAAAAGGCACGUGAAAUCCGGAUCUCCACGGAUCACUCAGCAGUAAACCCUGGGCGAUGCUGCUCAGAGGAUUUGUGUGGGAUCCAACUUUUGGGGGUAAAAGAAACACAAAGGCUCCUCCCCCGAGGGGCGGGGCGGUGCCUGACGAUGCACCAAUCACAGCGCGCCGUGCUCUAUAUAAGGCCUUGAGGCUCCCCCUCCAUCCCUACCGUACUGCACAUUACGCUUUGCCUGGUACGUUACUUCUGUGUUUCUUUCUCCGUGACAUGUCGGAGACGGUUCCUGUGGCCACAGCUGACACGGCCCCGGCCCCCGUGGAGAAUCCUCCAGCUAAGAGGAGGGGGAGAAAGCCGAUGGGCAUGCCAGGCUCAAGUCGCAAGACCCCGAGCCUUUCUGUGUCCAAGCUGAUCACGGAGGCUCUCGCGGUGUCCCAGGAGCGAGCUGGCAUGUCCCUGGCCGCCCUCAAGAAGGCGCUGGCGGCCGCCGGCUACGACGUGGGGAAGAACAACAACCGAAUCAAGCUGGGCCUCAAGAGCCUGGUGAGCAAGGGCACCCUGGUGCAGAUCAAGGGCACCGGCGCCUCGGGCUCCUUCAAGCUCAACAAGAAGGCCAUUCCUGAACCCCGCAAGAGCAAGGUCAAAAGGCCCACUUCUGCCAAGGCGAAGAAGCUGAUAUCCAAGGAUUCGAAGUCCCCGAAAAGUGCCAAGACCACCCAGAAGGCCAAGAAGCCUCGGGCAGCAACAGCCCCGAAAGCACCCCGAGGCAGCAGGAAGGCUAAAGGAGGCCGGGGCAGGCGGCCGGCGCAGAGCCCAGGAAAGGCCCGAGCAGGGGAGCCCAAGGCUGGGAAGGCCAAGGUCACCCAGCAGAAAACCAGCACCAGGAAGGUGGCGUUCAAGAAGUAAACCGAAGGCUCAUUCUCAAAGAACCCAAAGGCUCUUUUAAGAGCCACCCCAAAUACUUUAAAAAGGGCUCGGCACUGGAAGCUUAGAAGUUCGUAAAUAGGUCACCGUACGGUGUACUAAGCAAGUUUCAUUGUAAGAUGUGGAAAAUUUCGUCAGAUGUGUCGCCCAAUACGGAUUCCAGUAUUUGAAAUUUUUUCCUGUGUUGCCUGGUCCCAAAGAGCUUAAAUGUUUCUAGUUACAA
Acinonyx jubatus (cheetah) is the source of this 1412-nucleotide messenger RNA. It is a transcript of the gene H1-6, whose product is annotated as H1.6 linker histone, cluster member. Gene Ontology annotation, cellular component: nucleosome. Bases 326 to 1171 code for a protein of 281 amino acids. NCBI's taxonomy places the organism in Eukaryota, Metazoa, Chordata, Mammalia, Carnivora, Felidae. The transcript has a single exon. The record is from RefSeq and is a predicted model, not a curated record. Gene Ontology annotation, biological process: nucleosome assembly. Gene Ontology annotation, molecular function: structural constituent of chromatin; DNA binding.